UUUGGUUUUCGAUUCAGCUUUUGUUUCUCAGAAGAAGAAGAAGUUGCCGAAGAAGAAAGACAAGAAAAAGGUUUUUGAACAUUUGAUGGCGAUUCGGUUCUCUCCAAAGCUCCUCCGAAAUCUCCCCUGUUUCAGCAGAUCCUUGAAUUCCUCUUCAUCAUCUCUCUCUGCCGCCACCAUUUCUCCGAUAACAGAGGAGGAAGAGGUGGUUCAUGUGGUGAAACAACCAGAAUUUUCAUCUUCUUCAGCAAAAAAUUCUUCAAUUUUAAAUUUCGACGAUGUGGAGAGGUUGUUCUCGUCGGUCUCAACAGUUAAGUUGAUGAGAUCAUCGCUGAACCUUCACAUGGCGGCGUUUGAUCCGAUGAUGGAUUUUGGGACUUGGCUUAUGAAGUCAAGACUGGUGGAGACUGUAAUCUUUAGAGAGAUCAUCUUGGCGGUUGUAAAACACACGUUUUACGAGCAUUUCUGUGCAGGGGAGAACGUAGAAGAGGCUAGUCGGACGUUGCAGAGGCUUUGGGAUGAUGGACUGCGUGGAAUUUUGGAUUAUGGAUUGGAAGAUGCCGUUGAUAAUGAAUCUUGUGAUCGGAAUUUGCAGGAGUUUCUUAACACAGUUGAGUCCACCAAGUUGCUUCCAUCUUCCUCUGUUAGUUUUGCAUGCGUGAAAAUCACUGCAAUCUGCCCAAUUAAGCUGCUUGAAAGAGUAAGUGAUUUACUCAGAUGGGAACAGAAAGAUCCAUCUCUUCAUCUUCCAUGGAAGACUGAGACAUUUCCAUUGUUAAGUGAAUCUAGCCCUCUCUACCAUACCCUUAAAAGACCAAAUCCAUUGACAGCAGAAGAAGAACAAGAGCUACAAUUAGCUCAACAAAGACUAACGAGUCUCUGCCAGAGAUGCCUUGAAACCAAUCUUCCAUUACUCAUCGACGCAGAAUACACAUCGGUGCAGCCUGCGAUCGACUACUUUACAUACACAGCCGCACUCAAAUUCAACAAAGAUGAAAACCCAAUUGUUUUUGGGACAAUUCAAGCUUAUCUGAAAGAUGCAAAAGAGAGGAUUGUUCAAGCAAUGGAAGCUGCAGAGAAAAAGGGGAUUUCAAUGGGUUUCAAAUUGGUUAGAGGAGCUUAUAUUUCUAGUGAGAGACAAAUAGCUUCUUCACUAGGCUUUGCUUCUCCUAUUCAUGGGAGCAUACAAGAGACACAUGCAUGUUACAAUGACUGCACUUCGUUUAUGCUUGAGAAGGUUGCUAGGGGCUCUGGAGCAGUUGUGAUUGCUACCCAUAACCUUGAAUCAGGGAGGGUGGCAGCAGCAAAGGCACAAUCUUUGGGCAUUGGAAAGGCAAACCAAAAGGUGCAGUUUGCUCAGCUGAAGGGGAUGGCAGAAAGCCUUUCCUUUGGAUUGAGAAAUGCUGGGUUUCAAGUGAGCAAGUACUUGGCAUUUGGUCCUGUGGAGAAAGUCAUUCCUUUCCUUCUUAGGAGAGCUGAAGAAAAUAAAGGUCUUUUGUCUUCUUCAACUUUAGACAGGCAAUUGAUGAGCAUGGAGUUGAAGAGAAGACUAAAAGUGGCAAUCUUGGGAAAGGAUAUGGAGUAAAAUAAU
Messenger RNA from Telopea speciosissima, 1591 nucleotides. Its product is annotated as proline dehydrogenase 2, mitochondrial-like. The record is from RefSeq and is a predicted model, not a curated record. Gene Ontology annotation, molecular function: proline dehydrogenase activity; FAD binding. The coding region runs from base 86 to 1585 and encodes 499 amino acids. Lineage: Eukaryota; Viridiplantae; Streptophyta; Magnoliopsida; Proteales; Proteaceae. The transcript has 4 exons. Gene Ontology annotation, cellular component: mitochondrion.